GUAUUUAUGUGUUACAUUUUUGUUUUACAAAGUUAGGAAAACAAUGUUUAAGUCGAGCCUGAUGUUGCUUUACACAUAAAAGAAUGAUCUCAGUCACUUUUACACAGUGAGGCAUACAGCUUCUUAAUUAAACACUGGUAUCGGAUUAGUACUAGGUGUCGGUAUUGGGAUUGAAAAAGUUGAAUCGGUGCAUCCCUAAUUAUUUAUAUAUAUAUUGUCAUUUGCCUGUUUUACUUUUACCAGUUUUGCAUGUACAUAAGAUAAUUUGCACUGAGAAAAAGUAGCUUUUUUUUGCCAUAAAAGCCUCAAAAAUGUAAGUGAAUACAAUUAUAAUAUUUAAGUUGGGAUUGCUCAAGAAAAUCAAUGUGGGUUUAAAAUAAAUGUUGGUCAGUGUGAUGAUAUGGAAGGUUUGGUUUGUGGUUAUUCAUUGUAAAACAAAAAAGUGUGUGCUUGUGUGUGUGUGUGUCCUAUUCAAAAAACAGGUGUUGGCAGAAGUUGUGGCUCUCCCAAACUUAUUGUCCACAUGAAAGUGAAGGUUUUAACUUCUUUCCACAGGUCAACAAACAAUCCAUUUAAAACCACUGGAGCGUGAAUAACACACACAUCCAUACAAUGCAGUGAAAUUGAGACAAUAAAGACGGGUUUACUUUUCACACAAAGCUGAGGAAAGUGGGAUACCUCCAGAGAGUCACACCUUUAGAUGGGUGUGGAGACACUCAGGAUCUGCCUAUAAAGCACUGCAGCUUCUUACUUACUGGUAUAUAGUUACACAAGUAAACCAACGCCACGAUGCUGACUUUUAUCCAGCUGAUGAUUUUGCUUUUUUGGACGAGCGUUAGCUCAGCUGAUGCGGAGAAACUUUUCCAUAAUCGGGAUCAUUCUGAUGUGCAGACCGUUAAUUCUCAUCAAGCUGAGGGUAUAACAAACAAAUAUGGAUUCAUUAAGCCAGUGAACUGGGAGGAGAUCCAGUUUGAAGAUUCAGACGCCUCUUUUAACGAUGACUUCCUGGAUGACCUUCAAGACACGAUCCAGGAAGGAACCUCAGUGCAUCGCUCAAGGGAUGCUGGCGAUCACGAUGACCACGACAGCGUAACCGAGAGCCAGGCAUUUAUUUCAGCACUUAAAGAGUUCCAGAGGGUGUCGGGGCUGCCGGCCUCAGGCGUGUUUGACGAGGCCACCAAGGUGGCGAUGAACAAACCGAGAUGUGGAGUCCCUGACAAGGAGAUUGACCUGGACGCCCCCGAGAACAGCAGCGCCUCAGAUGCUGAAAACACUUCCAGUGACACUUUUAAUGAAACUGACAGUAACAACACAGCAAGUAAUAUAACUAGUGACUUCUUUGAAGUUGAGAUAUUCAAUGUUAAUGACACAGAAAGUGUUCUCACAGGCGUUUCCAACGACACCAGCAUGAAUUACACAGACUUGUUUGAUCACAUUUUAAAUAAUACUUCUCUGAACAGCUCAAAUGAUACCAACAUGGACAGUCAAGUGGUGAAUACCAGCAUGAACGGACGUCAGAGCGCAGCAGUGAGACGCAGGAAACGUCACCUCGCCACUCUUGUGUCCAAAAGCAGGCACAAGAGAGAUUUGAGUGAAACGGGCUACAUGGCCUUUUCUAAGAGGGUGUUAAAGUGGAGGCUGAUAGGAGAAGGUUACAGCAGUCAGCUGUCCAUCGAAGAGCAGAGGUACAUCUUCAGAAUGGCCUUCAGGAUGUGGAGCGAGGUGUCUCCGCUGGAGUUUGUGGAGGAUACACGUUCUCCGCUGGAGGAUGUUGACAUCAGGCUGGGCUUUGGCACUGGAAGACAUCUGGGUUGCAACCAGAGGUUUGAUGGCUCUGGUCAGGAAUUCGCCCACGCCUGGUUCCUGGGUGAUAUACACUUUGAUGACGACGAACACUUCACCGCUCCCAAUGCUGGCAGUGGGAUCAGCCUGCUCAAAGUAGCAGUUCAUGAGAUCGGCCAUGUUUUGGGUCUCCCCCACAUCUACAGAGCCGGCUCCAUAAUGCAGCCCAGCUAUUUGCCCCAGGAAGCCGGCUUUGAGAUGGACUGGACAGACAGGAAGGCCAUACAGCACCUCUAUGGAGGCUGUAAGGGUCGAUUCAACACAGCAUUUGAUUGGAUCAGAAAGGAGAAGACGCCCUACGGUGAGGUGGUCAUCCGCUUUAACACCUAUUUCAUGAGAGAAGGCUCGUACUGGCUGUAUGAGAACAGAAACAACCGGACACGCUUUGGAGAUCCGGUUGCUCUGCAGGCUGGCUGGCGUGGCAUCCCCAUGGACGGAGUGGAUGCGUGUGUGCACGUGUGGUCCAGAAAAAGAGACGCUGUUUACUUCUUUAAAGGUGCUCAGUUCUGGAGGUAUGACAAUGAGAAGGACCAGGUGUUCAGACAGGACCCUGAAGGUCACCGCUAUCCGAGGUUAAUCUCUGAGGGUUUCCCUGGAGUGUUCGGUCCCAUUGAUACAGCCUUCUAUGACAGGAGGGACUCUCACAUCUACUUCUUCAAAAACACUCUCGUGUACGCGUUUGACGUGGAAGCCAACAGCUUGGCAAGAGGCUUCCCCAAAAACAUCAGAGACGUUUUCCCUCCAGUGGUGAGCGGAGACCAUCCAGAUGGCAACAUCGACGCUGCCUACUUCUCCUACACCCACAACGCCAUCUUUCUGCUCAAGGGCGCGCGCUUCUGGCAGGUGUUGGGCAGCCGCGAUCGCUGGCGCCGGCCCUCUCUGCCGCGGAAUGGCCUGCUGCCACACAAGGAGGUGGAUCAGCACUGGUUCGACAUCUGCAACGUUCACCCCACUGCACUCAAACUAACCCGCUGAGUUUCAUUAAACCUUACUGAUGUGUACUGAUGUAGAUUCACCUGUUGUGGUGUGUUAACAUGUUGUCAUAUUAUGCAUGUAGACAUCCACUGUCUACUUUUUUUUAAAUGUUAAUUUAAGAUCUUAAAGACAAAAACAACUUAAUAUUUCUGUUGGCUUACUUUGUGUUAUUAAUAUAUCAGCUGCUCUGUCUGUCUCUCACUUAGCGAUGCCAAAUGCAUAUUGGCAUGAAAACUAUCCUGAAGGACCUGUUAUGAUUAAAACAUUUAGAGCAUUAGUGAGAAUAUACUUAUUUAUGGAUGUUUGCUUAUUUUUUAUACAGACACCUUGUU
This is a messenger RNA of Sebastes umbrosus (honeycomb rockfish), 3149 nucleotides long. RefSeq names its product matrix metallopeptidase 21 (gene mmp21). Gene Ontology annotation, biological process: extracellular matrix organization; collagen catabolic process; proteolysis. Bases 790 to 2817 code for a protein of 675 amino acids. Gene Ontology annotation, cellular component: extracellular matrix. Lineage: Eukaryota; Metazoa; Chordata; Actinopteri; Perciformes; Sebastidae. Gene Ontology annotation, molecular function: zinc ion binding; metalloendopeptidase activity. The transcript has 7 exons. The record is from RefSeq and is a predicted model, not a curated record.